AUGGCGACGAAUCUCCUGAAACUCUCCUCAAAACUCCACCGCCUCUCUCCCUUCACCAGAUCCCUAACCAUCCGCACCUCCACCUCAUCCCCCUCCUCCUCAUCCGGAUCCAAAAAAGUCUCCGAUCGAAUCGUCAAGCUCUCCGCGAUCGACGCCGACGGGGACAAGAAGGAAAUCAUCGGCCUCUCGGGACAGACUCUCCUCCGCGCGCUCACGCACACGGGGUUGAUCGAUCCGUUAUCGCACCGAUUGGAGGAUAUCGACGCUUGCUCGGCGGAGUGCGAGGUUCAGAUCGCGGAGGAGUGGCUGGAGAAGCUCCCGGCGAGGACGUACGAUGAGGAGUACGUGCUGAAGCGUAACUCGAGGUCGCGCGUGUUGAAUAAGCAUUCGCGGCUUGGGUGUCAGGUUGUGUUGACUCAGGAGCUUCAAGGUAUGGUUGUUGCUGUCCCCGAAGCUAAGCCUUGGGAUAUUCCCUAAGGGAGAGAGGUUUAUGAGUCUUCUUUAUUGUUGUUUUUUGUGUGUUUUUGGGAAUAAAUUGGCUUUGGAUAUUUUUAAGAUAUUGAAUAUCUGUAAUCUCUCCCUUUUACAAUGUGGUAAACUAUUCCCUGCUUUAAGUAUGGGUUGCUUUUGAAUUGAAUGCUGC
Molecule: messenger RNA, 643 nt
Organism: Eruca vesicaria subsp. sativa (arugula)
Lineage: Eukaryota; Viridiplantae; Streptophyta; Magnoliopsida; Brassicales; Brassicaceae
Source: the annotation of a GenBank genome assembly